ACGAGCCCCGGCCCCAAACUAUAAUAUAUUUACAGUCAUUGUCCUUCGUCCAUGGCCUCAACCCCUCUAAUCUCGCCUCUUCGCAAUCUCCUCCUCCCUCGAUUCUCCUCAAAAUUCCCUUCAAUCUCCCCGUCACUCAACGCUCUCAGACUAAACCCAUCUCGGUCCUUCUCUUCUUCUUCUUCUUCUUCAAUGGCCGCGGCAAAAGAGUCCCCCUCGAACAACCCAGGUCUCCAAGCCGAGCCUGAUGAGGCCACCAAGGGUUAUUUCUUCCAACAAACUAUGUUUAGAAUCAAGGAUCCUAAAGUUAGCCUCGAUUUCUAUUCUCGAGUGCUGGGCAUGUCGUUGCUGAAGAGGUUGGAUUUCCCUGAAAUGAAGUUUAGCUUGUAUUUUAUGGGUUAUGAGAAUCCUGCAACUGCUCCCGCUGAUCCAGUACAAAGAACAGUUUGGACCUUUGGUCAGAAGGCUACACUUGAGCUAACACACAAUUGGGGCACAGAAACUGAUCCUGAAUUCAAAGGAUACCAUAAUGGAAAUUCAGAGCCUCGUGGCUUUGGUCAUAUUGGCAUUACAGUUGAUGAUACUUACAGGGCAUGUGAGCGUUUUGAACAGUUAGGAGUUGAAUUUGUGAAGAAGCCUGAUGAUGGAAAAAUGAAAGGUAUUGCAUUCAUUAAAGACCCAGACGGCUACUGGAUCGAAAUCUUUGACCUGAAAAGAAUUGGGGAGCUGACUACUGUGGGUGCUUAAGAGUGAUCUUUCGAACUCUUGGGGCCUGAGCCUGAGGUCUGUUGCAAGAGAAGCCACCUUGUUCGGUAUGGAUUCUUAAAGAUUUGCCAGUGGGAGUUUGUUAUUCUCAUUUACAUUGUGAUUCAGCUUUAUUCAGGAAAGAAAAAAAAAAGAAAAAACAUGAAAUGUCGCUAUGUAUGGAUUCGUGAGUGUGCCUGUACCUUAAUAUCUAGUUGUGAUAUAAUCCUGUUGAAAAGUUGUUGAAUAAUAGUAGUCUGGCUCUCAUGGUUGAGUGA
This is a messenger RNA of Asparagus officinalis (garden asparagus), 1022 nucleotides long. Its product is annotated as lactoylglutathione lyase. The transcript has 8 exons. Lineage: Eukaryota; Viridiplantae; Streptophyta; Magnoliopsida; Asparagales; Asparagaceae. Gene Ontology annotation, molecular function: metal ion binding; lactoylglutathione lyase activity. The coding region runs from base 52 to 747 and encodes 231 amino acids. The record is from RefSeq and is a predicted model, not a curated record.